AUGUUAACAUUGAUUGAAGCCCCAACGGGUAAAAACACGGAUAGUGAAACAGUACCCGAAAAUUCAAGGCCCGGUCAAAGAUUAUUAGAUUAUUCACAAGGUAAUAUUACAAAUGAAUUUGAUGAUGAACAAGAAUUAGAAAAUAAUAGAUUAACAAGAUACAUUAAAUCAUGGAGAAGAUUUUUUGUUGGAAAAUCAAAUUCAAAUGAUUAUUCACAAGAAUGGAAACGUGAAUUUAUGGUACAUCCAACAAUGAGUGAUGCUGAUAUGACAUUACAACAAAUAUAUUUAGAUAAUGCUCAAGGUAGUAUACCAACACUUGUAAUAAGAAGUAUCAUACAAAAUAACGUGUAUAUGUUGGCAUCAUAUGUUCAAAAAAAACCUUGGUUAAUUUUAACAGUUAUUGUAUCAUUAUUUUUAAUAUGUACUAUUGGCCUUCAACAUGUACGUUUUGAAGAUGAUAUUGUUAAACUAUGGGUUCCAAAAGGAGGGCAUUUAAAUGCUGAAAUUAAUUAUUAUUCAAAUAUCAAAAAAGAAUUUGAAUCUCGCAAAAAUAUAUGGAGUCAUUAUGAUGAAAAACAUUUUAUUAGGCCUUUUAUUGAUGAUAAAUUAAAAAAUUAUUCAGAUGAUGAUGAAACUGGUGGAAGUUAUCAAGUUUUAAUACAAACUGGUGAAAAAGAUAAAGAAAAUUUAUUAACAAAAGAAAGAUUAUUAGAACAUGUUGAAUUAAUAAAAGAAAUUAAAGAUAUAACCAUUAAUCUUUAUGGACUUAAUUGGACAUUAGAUGAUAUAUGUUUUAAACCAGGAGAUCUUUCUAUAAAAGAUGAUUCAAUGGCAAAAGAUUAUCAACCAGUUAUUGAAAGCUUAAUACCAUGUAUAUGGAUAACACCAAUAGAUUGUUUUUUUGAAGGUUCUAAACCAAUGGGACCAACACCACCAAUAAAUUUAAAUAAUAUUACAUUACUUGGUUAUAUAACAGAAUUACCAGAAGAAAAUACAUUAAAAUGGACAAAUAUUAAUCCAAAACAAGUUAUUGAUGAUUUAUCAAAAGUAACAAAUCUUGGAACAAUGAAAGAAUUUUUUGAUAGAAGUGAAAUUGGAAUGGGAUAUUUAGAUCGUCCCUGUAUUGAUCCAUUAGAUCCAGAAUGUCCAAUAACGUCACCAAAUUAUUAUAAUGGAUUACCAGCUUUUAAAAUUUUUGAAGAGUCUCUUAAGAAAAAAAAUAUUAGUAUUGAUAGUGUCUUAAGUAAAUUUGUAGAUACUCUUGAUAGUUUUAAUUUCUUUUUUAUUUCAAUUAAUCGCAAACAAUCAACAAAUGAUAAACAUUAUAAUUCUUAUCGAGUAUCAUUUAUGGAAUUUCUUAAAUCUAAUCAUGAAGAAGCAGAAAAAUUAUUUAAAUUAACAUCAUAUCCUUUAUAUCCAAAUUAUGGUGAAAUAGUUAAAAAUGGAUGUAAAGGAUUUGCUAGAGGUGUUAUGAAUUGGUCUAAAAAUAUGAUAUUUGGUGGAAUAAAUAUAACAAAUGAUGGUAAAAUGACAGCUGAAGCUAUGCAAACAAUAAUUUUAGUAUCAUCACCAAAAGAAAUUUAUACAUCAUUUGCUAAUAAUCAAACAUCACGUCAUCAAAAAUUAAUAAAUGGUGAUAUAAUUGAUAAAUGGAAUGUUGAUAUGGCUAAAGAAAUAUUAAAAGUUUGGCAAAGAAAUUUUACACAAUCAAUAUAUAAUCAUAAAUUAAAUUUUUAUUCACAACCUAAUUAUCCUAAUAUAAAAAUAGAAAAAAGACGUUUACAUCCAUUAGCAUCAACAUCAAUAGGUGAUAUGUUAUCAGAAUUUUGUCAAUUUAAUUAUACUGUUAUUUUAUUUGGAUAUGGUUUUAUGAUAUUAUAUGCAAUGUAUUCACAAGGAAAAAUAAGAAAUUAUAAAUUAUCUCAUGAUUCAUCUGUUAGUUUAGCAUUUUUUGGUGUACUAAGUGUUACAUUAUCAAGUAUUGCUGGUCUUGGUGUUUCAACAUGGCUUGGUAUUGAAUUUAAUGCUGCUACAACACAAAUUGUACCAUUUUUAACAUUAGGAAUUGGUGUUGAUAACAUGUUUUUAUUACUUCAUAAUUAUCAUACUGUUACAAAAUCAGUUAAAAAAAAUGAAGUUGGUGUUUUAUUAAAAGAAACAGGAAUGUCAAUACUUAUGACAAGUACAAAUAAUAUUUUAUCAUUUUUAGCUGGAACUGUUCUUCCUAUACCAGCAUUACGAUCAUUUUGUUUUCAAUCAUGUAUAUUAUUAACAUUUAAUUUAAUUGGAAUUUUUACAAUAUUUCUUGCAAUGAUAUCAAUUGACUUACGACGUCUUAAAGAUGGUCGUAGGGAUGUUUUUUGUUGUUCAUAUGAAAUACAUUUAUCAGAUGAUGAAGAUGGUAGAAAUUAUAAUGAUAAUGGUACAAAAAUUAAUAUAAGAAAUGAAAGUAUUAUAGAAAGAGCUUUAUCACGUUCUAAUACUGUAUCAAUUAAUAAUAAUAAUACAUAUCAAUCAUUAAAUUUUAUAAAAGGAAAUGAUGAAGAAGAUGAAAAAAAUUGUAAUCAAUUACCAGCAAAAGGAAUUAUACAUCGUUUAUUAAGAAAAUAUUAUAUACCAUUUUUAAGAUAUAAAUUUAUUAAAAUUUUAAUACUUAUACUUGGUCUUGGAUUAGGUAUAAUUGGUUAUUUAGGAACAUUUAAUAUUAAACAAGGAUUAGAAUUAAGUGAUGUUUUACCAGAACAUACAGCACCAGCUGCAUUUUUAAGAGCUAGAGAUCGUUAUUUUAGUUUUUAUCCAAUGUCAAUUGUAAUUCGUGGUGAAAAUGUUGAUUUUGCUGGUAAACAAAAAUUAAUUGAAAAUCUUCGUAAUGAUAUUGGUAGAUUAAAUUAUGUUGUAAAAAAUGGUUAUGGUCAACCAAGUGAACCAUUUUGGAUGGAUUUAUUUAAAAAUUGGCUUUAUAGAUUACAAGAAAAAAUUGAUAAAGCAAAUAAUGAUGGAUUAUUAAUUGAUUUUGAUAAAAGAAUAUUAAAUGGUUCUAAUGAAGUAAAAUAUCCCGAUUUACAGGUAGCAUAUUCAUUAUUAUGUAGUUAUGGUGAUAAAGAAGAUUGUUCACGUGUUGGAAAAAUUAAAUUAAUUCAAAAUGGUAUUGUAAAUGAAGAAGGAUUUUAUAAUUAUUUAUAUGGUUGGCAUGAAUAUGAAUCAAUGUUAUACACUGUAUCACAAGCUAAAUUUUAUCCACCAUUAUAUAAAUUAAAAGAAGGUACUGGUAAUAUGACAUAUAGAUAUUUUAUACCACCAAUACCAAAACCAAAAUAUAGUGAAAUACCAUUUUAUAUGACUGGUUUAUCUGAUACAGAAACAAUUGUUAAUAUGAUAAAAGAAGUUAGAGCUAUUUGUUCUAGAUAUACAGAACUUGGUAUUGAUAAUUUUCCUAGUGGAAUUGCUUUUGUCUUUUGGGAUCAAUAUUUAAAUCUUAAUAUAACAAUAUUAAAAGCUAUUGGUAUUAUAACAUUUGCUGUUUUUAUUGUUAUAACAAUAUUACUUUUUAAUUUAUGGGCUGCUGCUUGCAUAUGUUUUACAUUAAUGAUAAUGACAUUAGAACUUGCUGGUUUUUUAGGAUAUUCAGGAAUAAAAUUAAAUCCUGUCUCAGCUGUUUCAUUAAUUACUGCUGUUGGUAUUGGUGUUGAAUUUACUGUACAUGUUAUGUAUUCAUAUCUUACAGCAUUAGGUACAAGACAAGAACGUAUGGAAAUGGCUAUUGAUAGAGUAUUUGUACCUGUUAUUCAUGGAGCAAUUUCAACUUUAUUAGGAAUAUUAAUGCUUGGUUUUUCAGAAUUUGAAUUUGUCGUAAAAUAUUUCUUUAUAAUAAUGUCAGCAUUAAUUAUAAUAGGUCUUAUAAAUGGAUUAAUUUUUAUGCCAGUUUUACUUUCAAUUUUUGGUCCUAAUACAGAGAUUAAAGUCAAAGGAAACAAAAAACGUCUCUUACCUCCACCACCUCUUUCCCGUGAUAUCGAUCUUCCGAAUAGAAGAAUUAAAACUCGGUCUUCUGUUACAUUCCCAACAACACAUGAAAAUGUUAUGGAAUAA
This is a messenger RNA of Strongyloides ratti, 4092 nucleotides long. Its product is annotated as Protein patched homolog 1. Lineage: Eukaryota; Metazoa; Nematoda; Chromadorea; Rhabditida; Strongyloididae. The record is from RefSeq and is a predicted model, not a curated record. Gene Ontology annotation, cellular component: plasma membrane. The transcript has 3 exons. Gene Ontology annotation, molecular function: smoothened binding; hedgehog family protein binding; hedgehog receptor activity. Gene Ontology annotation, biological process: smoothened signaling pathway. Bases 1 to 4092 code for a protein of 1363 amino acids.